CCGACGCACGAAUCAAAUUUGAAUAGCAAUUUGUUUGUUCCAAAAUCUAUUUAUUGAAACCGAUCAAGCUAGCCAAAUUCUAGAAUUCCUUUUUGUAACUUUAAAGCUACGGUAGGAUUUAGUGUGAAACGAUACAAAAAACGGUAUUUAUUCGUUUGUUUGUUGUCAAUCCAACGGUUUGACAGCAACUAUCGCAGCUACUUUAAAUGUUUCAUUCGUUUGAAUACAUUCGUUUGGUAUUAGGCAUUCAAAAGCAUAACAAAGUGCUGGGCGGUCGCUCCAGAGUUGAAGGAAUAUCUGAACAAACUACAAAGCGCUAAGAUGAGCUCGUUUUUCAAAGCCAAAAAACCUAGUCCGCCAAACACCACUGGAGACCCGGGAGCAGCUCAAACCGCGGAUGAUUUCAUCUUUAUCGAACGAAGCGUUGCAUCGGCCAAGCCCAACGUCGAUGUCGUGCGUGAACCUUCGCCGAUGUUUCCAGUUAAAUCAGAACUGUUUCCUGCCAUUCCUGGCCCGUUAGCCAAAGGACCGGCAGUCCGAAAGUACAGUCAUGAAAACUAUGACCACUACAUAAGAUUCGUACCAUUUAAGCUUCCUCCAGAACUCUGUGUGGACGACCUGAACGAGCUUUCUCGCCUCCAGAUGUACGAUGUAUUGUCCUACAUUACGCAAAUUUUAUACUCUGUGAAACAUCAAUACGAUUUCCGUUUGGAGAAAAGAGUAUUGAACGACACGGCAAAGUAAGGUUUUGGAAGAAGUGCAGACAUCAAGAGCGUCGAAUGAAAUAAAUUAAUAAAACAAGU
Molecule: messenger RNA, 803 nt
Organism: Anopheles coustani
Lineage: Eukaryota; Metazoa; Arthropoda; Insecta; Diptera; Culicidae
Exons: 1
Coding region: 322-744 (140 amino acids)
Source: RefSeq, a predicted model, not a curated record